This is a messenger RNA of Ilyonectria robusta, 3591 nucleotides long. RefSeq lists its product as uncharacterized. Gene Ontology annotation, cellular component: nucleus. Bases 262 to 3195 code for a protein of 977 amino acids. The transcript has a single exon. Gene Ontology annotation, biological process: positive regulation of transcription by RNA polymerase II; DNA damage checkpoint signaling. Gene Ontology annotation, molecular function: histone binding. The record is from RefSeq and is a predicted model, not a curated record. Lineage: Eukaryota; Fungi; Ascomycota; Sordariomycetes; Hypocreales; Nectriaceae.
AAGCAAUAUACAUCCCCGGAGGCACCAGCUGCAGAGGUAGCAGAUGGCGAUGCCGGAGACUCGACGAAUCACGCCAAAUCGACCAGGGACGGAGCGUGCGGCUCUGUAGUUGUGCUCGAACCUUGCGGCGUGAAUGUCGUCGAACAAUCCCCCCCGCGUCAUGACGAUUCGCGUCUGAUUCCAGCACACCACGGGGCACCAGACUCUGUCAACGAGAUCAGCAAGCCUCCGCCCGUCGCUGCCAUCGCGCCGCCUCGCAGGAUGGCGUUGUCACAGCAGACCCCGACCCAAGUCAACGACGACCGUGACUACAGCGAAUACUGCGACCUGGUACCCUCGAGCCCCGUCAACGGAAACACCCAAGCCGGAUCCAUCGAACCGCGAACGCUGCAAGGCAACGAAUCUGGCGCCGUCAACUUUGGUCUCAGCGAGGUUGUUCGGCCAUCGUCACAAGUCUCUGAGGAUGCCGGCUUCGAGAAUACUAGAGGUGAAUGGAGGCGGCCGGACGAAACACCACAACUAAACUCGAGCCAUGCCUUCACGCCGCGUCGGCCCCAUGGCGGCGCGUUUGAGACUCCUGCACUUCCGAAGAACCCAUUCGCGACGAAAGGAAGCAUCGCGGCACCUCUUGCCGGCAGCCAGCUCUUUGGCCAGACUCAGUUCUCCUCGGCCGUGAAGAAAAUUAGCCCGACGUCCUCGCGACCUUCCCCGAACCUCUUCAACUCCAUUUCCCCCAUCAUUGAGACCUCGCCGCUUAAGAACAGAGCCAAUGUUUCUUCGCCAACCGAUAUCCGAACCUCGAGUCCCCCACGGCUACACGAAAUACCGAAUACAUCUCUGAGGGACAAGGAUGGGGAACCAGUGGAGGCCGAAACCCCGCUCAACAGUAGAUCUACGGGCGGCGACAUGAUCCCAGAGUCACCCCCAUCCUCCGACCGUACCCCACGGGCCCAGGCACCUAAAUCGCCACCCAAUACUUCUGAGAGUAUCGGGCCGAUGGCGCAUUACGAGCCAAUGAAGAAGUCACAGGAGAGAAAGACGAAUGGCGAGGCUGCAGUUCCCUAUCUGGGAUCAGACAGUGACUCCGAUGAUGCUAUCCGACGAAUGGAACGGCGCAAGAGAAUUGAAAGGAGACGUGCUCAAGCUGCAGAGGAAAUGGGGAGAGUGAGCUUUACACCCAGAGGCAGACGGGAAUUAGAAGAACAGCCAUCACGGAAGAGAAGGAGGGUCCUGUCCAGCCCCUCAGCCAACGUAGCCCAAGAACACGCCAAGCCGGGACUGGUUCAGACGAAGGGUGAUGACUUGCCUCCCCUUGUGGAUGAUUCUCAGAACGCGGUGGUGGCUUCGAACGAUACUCUUCCCGUUGCCUCCACGAAAGCCACUCCAGGGGAGGGUGAGCUCGAAGAAGAUGGAACGGAUCACGACGGCGAUACCAUCAUGGCACUUGACGCUGAGAAACCUGCAACAGAAGAAGAGAUGAUCCCUGCGACUAGUCCAGCGCCAUCUAUUCCACCCACCGCACCACUGGAUCUACCACCUCCUCCUUCCGAACCUGAACUACCAAGUCUCAUUAUUGACGAUGUGGAAGCCCAAGUGGAAGAAGAUGAUGAUGAGGAACCUUCAUCGCUUCCGCCACCGCGAAGGAAGAAUACGAGAAGUUAUGGCCAGACGGUUCGCCAGCGCCGCAGGAACCCAUUUAUCAGUUCCUCCAACUCGGAUGCCAUUACAAUCGACCAUGAGCACAAGGCGAAGCCCGCCUCAUCACCAUUGAAAGACCUCGUUCCCACCCCAGUGCCCAAAGAAAUGGAAGAAGAAGUCACCUCAUUAAAGGAUGAGACGACGGAUGGAGCUGAAGUUGUCGCACAACCACGGGUUUCUAAGAGAUCACCGAAGAAAUCUAGAGCAGAGCUGCCGCCCCCCAUGACGACGCGUUCUCGCCGUAGUGAGACGAACCCAGCCACUCCCCUCGCCGCACGCUCCGUUGGCAAUAUUUUGCCGACCUCGUCCAGCCUGAGCAUUCUGUCUUCAACACCUGUACCAUCAGCAAAGACCACCCCAGGUACACAGGAUUCACCCGUUUCAGAUCGACCCGAGUCAGUUACUUUACCUUCCCCUGCUAAAGGCCGAGCCCGAGGUUCACGAAAGAGGGACCCCCGAGGGGGGAGCAAGUCCGAGUCGCCCCAGCCUACAAAAAGGGCUACCAGGAUGGCGAAGCGAUUUCCGCGACUGGACUCCGAGUCCACUGAUGAACUUCAUCAUUCACCAUCAGCAAGUGCGCUGGAAAAGAGCAUAAUCCAUUCAAAGUCCAACAGGUCUUUCAGACAGAGCUUAGGGUCAGUGCACAGGACCGGGCGACUAUUCGAGAACAUGGUCUUUGCCAUCUCCUUUUCAAGUCAGGUUAAGCCGCAGGAGCGAACCAAAUUGGAGACGAAAAUUGCACAAGCUGGAGGCACGAUUCUGCCCGAGGGAUUCCAGGACAUGUUUGAGCAGUCAUCGAUCAUGAACACAACAAGCCCCGUCAUCGACGAAGAGGAUGCUCUUAAGCUCACCAAAUCGAGUUCCGAGAGCGGCUUCACGGCCCUAGUGGCAGACGGUCAUUCCCGCAAGGCCAAGUACAUGCAAGCUCUAGCGCUAGGGUUGCCCUGCUUGGCCCAUCAAUGGAUCACAGCCUGUCUGAAUAAGGGGUCUAUCGUGGACUGGGAGCCCUACGUUCUUUGUGCGGGAGUCUCCGCGGUGCUUGGUAACGCAAUUCGAUCACGGACUCUUCCACCCUAUUCUGCGGCGGAUGCCCGACUCGCAGAUGUCAUUGAUCAACGACCCCGACUCCUUGAUGGCCAGCGAAUUCUGGUGGUAGUGGACUCUAGGAAGGCGCGUAGCGAGGCCAAAGAACCGUACAUAUUCCUAGCCACGGUCCUAGGCCCAUCCAUUUCAAGAGUGUUCACAAUUCAACAAGCCCGCGAGGUAUUGCUAGAACACCGGAAGGCUGGGAAUCCAUUCGACUGGCUCUACAUCGACAAAGGCACGGGCACUGUCGAGGCUGUCCUUGCACCGCCGGUGGUAGCAGGCACCAAGAAGCGGAGAAGGUCUGGGGCGGCGCAGCAGACCAUACGUGAGAUACGAGUGCUGGAUGAUGAGUUAGUGAUCCAGAGCCUGAUUCUGGGGAGGAUGGUUGAGGAGGACGAGAUGCAUGCUUAAGGCGAGAGAAGAAGGGCGUUCGCGGACCAUUUGGUGCAUCUUCAUGUCUCUGGAUAAAGAGACUACAUUGGGGUUGGGGGAGGUUGGGUGGUUACAUGUUGAUAUAAGGGAGGUCUUGUAUCCUCGGCGUUUGGACAUUUUUGCUCCCUGAUGGCUUCAGGGUAUGGACUUCAAAAGGGGUUGACAUUUUUUUGGUAGAUGUAUCGCCAACAUGGAUUAUCACGGGUGAUGCGCACUGCGCUUCUCGUUUGAAUACGGUACCGUGUAAUUGUUGAAUGUUUUAUUCACAUCCCAAUCGUACAAAAUGAAAAUGGCAAUGGUUGUGUCGGAAUGGGUCCAGCAAGGUAGAUAUAAAUAGUUCAACCGACUUUGAUAAUGCCGACUCUUGAAUAUCGG